This is a messenger RNA of Linum trigynum, 2482 nucleotides long. The record is from the annotation of a GenBank genome assembly. Lineage: Eukaryota; Viridiplantae; Streptophyta; Magnoliopsida; Malpighiales; Linaceae.
AACAACAUAUCACAGUCAAAAUUGAUUCUCUGAGUAAGCAACAAUGGCUUCUUACCGGUGUAUAUGGCAGCCCCCAAUACCGGUUUCAAUCUUUAAUGUGGGAUCACCUCAUUCAGACUAGCAAAGAUACAAAUAUUCCGUGGCUAGUAACGGGAGACUUCAAUGCCUACUGUCUACCGGAAGAAAAGCUGGGUGCCAACUCUCCAGCUUCCCUACGAAGAUGUCAGCGGUUCUGUUCGUGGAUAAAUCAAGCUGAAUUAAUUGAUCUAGGAUACUCCGGACCUAGAUUUACCUGGUACAGGGGAGAAACGCAGGCUACCAGGAAAGCUAGUCGAAUAGAUAGAUCACUAUGCAAUGUGGCCUGGAAUUCGACUUUUCCCAACUCUUCGGUUCAACAUCUCCCCAAAUUCCACUCGGAUCACUUGCCCUUGCUAACGUCAGUGGGCAACCAACACAACACAGAUUAUGGAAACCGGGAUAAUUUCAAGUUUGAGGCUGUGUGGUUGACGGACAACAAAUUCAAGGAUUUUUUAGCUGCUAAUUGGAAUAAAGAAAUACCUCUACAGCAAGCCUUGAAGGAAGUUACCCCUAAAUUACAGCAGUGGAGUAAAGAAGUGUUCGGUUCUGUUAACAGGAAGAAAAGGAGAUUGUUGGCUAGAUUGAAGGGUAUCACAGACCGGUUAGCAGUUUCCUUCAAUCCUGGACUGUUGAAGCUUCAACUUAAGCUGGAAGGAGAGCUUGACUGGGUACUAGCACAAGAAGAAAUUGUCUGGUUUCAGCGUGCCAAAGAGAAAUGGGCGACUCUGGGGGAACAAAAUACAUCCUACUUCCACCAUCAAGCCACUAGACGUAAAAGAAGAAACAAAAUUUUAGCUCUCAGGAAUGCAAAUGGAGACUGGAUAGAUGAUCAAGAAUCUCUCCUCAACAUGGUUCUGAAUUUCUACACCACUCUCUAUACGGAAGAUGGGGAUCAGUAUGAGGACCUCAUGCCCAAAAACGUUUUUCCCAGGCUGCAGCAAGAAGAUAGCAUGGCUUUACAUCGUCCCUACCAUAUUUCUGACAUCCACAAAGCAAUCCAUGAUAUGAAACCUUAUUCAGCUCCAGGUCCGGAUGGUUACCAAGCCAUCUUCUAUCAAAAAUUCUGGCCAAUAGUGGGGAAAAACCUGGCGGAUAUGGCUUCAAGCUACUUUGAAAUAGGCGAGAUUCCAACAGAGACUUUGGAUUCGACAAUCGUUCUUAUCCCUAAAAUGGAACAGCCUGAGUCUCCUGCUCAAUUCAGACCUAUAUGCCUGAAUAAUGUCGCCCUCAAGGCAAUUACUAAGGCAAUUACCAAUAGAUUAAAGCCUUUGAUGCCAAAAAUCGUUGCUCCCACUCAGAGCGGUUUCAUUCAGGGUAGGCAGGCAAAUGACAACAUACUUCUUCUUCAAGAAACCCUUCACACUCUCCGAAGGAGGAAAGGGAAGAAGGGAGGCUUGGUUAUAAAAAUCGACCUUGAAAAGGCCUACGAUAGACUCCGGUGGGACUUUAUCAGAGAUACGCUUAAGGAGGUCGGGCUGGCCAGCUCUCUCAUCAGCAGAAUCAUGACUUGUGUGGAAAGAAACAAGAUGCGAAUCAGCUGGAACGGGCAACUCUCGAAUCCAAUUAUCCCCUCCAGAGGAGUUAGACAGGGAGAUCCCCUAUCACCCUUCCUUUUUAUUCUUUGCAUGGAAAGAUUGGCCCAUAAAAUUGAACAAGCAGUCGAGGCAAAACUUUGGAAACCAUUACAACUCUCAAAAAAUGGUCCAAAGUUGUCCCAUUUAUUUUUCGCUGAUGACCUUGUUUUAUUUGCAGAAGCUGAAGGGAGUCAAAUCGACAUCAUCAAGAGGUGCCUUGACGACUUCUGCAGCAGCUCCGGACAACGGGUUAAUCAUAGCAAGUCGGCAAUGUUCGUCUCACCAAAUGUUCGACGAGAUAAAGCUGCCAGACUUAGCUCCCGAGCAGGAAUCAACCUUACGGCGGACCUGGGAAGAUAUCUAGGAAUCACUGCAAUAAACGGCAGGAUAACCAAGGCCCGCUACAAGGAACUCCUGCUCAAAAUUCAGAACAAACUAGCGGCGUGGAAAACAAGACAUCUCUCAAUGGCAGCUAGAGUUACUAUGGUGAAAGCAGUAACUUCUAACAUUGCUAUAUACCCCAUGUUUUCUGAACUUCUUCCUGUUGGUGUAUGCAAAUCGAUAGACAGGUGUAAUAGAAGUUUCAUUUGGGGAGAAGAAGAAGACAGACAAAGCUUCACUCGGUGGCGUGGGAGCAUUUAACCCAACCUCGGCAUCAAGGAGGUCUUGGAAUCCGCCCUACAAGAAGAACCAAUCAAGCCAUGUUGGCAAAGGGAGCAUGGAAACUCAUAACAGACGAUCAAUCUUUAUGGGUCGAGGUCUUGAGAAAGAAAUACGGGCGCGGCAAGAGAGAUUUGCAGAUGCUAGCAAAAUCAAAGGGAAGUUCUCAU